This is a messenger RNA of Parnassius mnemosyne (clouded apollo), 5663 nucleotides long. NCBI's taxonomy places the organism in Eukaryota, Metazoa, Arthropoda, Insecta, Lepidoptera, Papilionidae. The record is from the annotation of a GenBank genome assembly.
GAUUCAAUUUUAUUAAAGCUAUAGGAAACAGGAAUGGCCUUUAGUGAAGUUUGUACAAUUUGUUUAUGCGUUAAUGUUCGCAUGCUUGUACUAAAGAAGACUGGUCUCCGAAAUUUGUACAAAACAUUGACGAACACUUUUAUGGAUGAGGUUGAGGAGCCCAUAAUUGUUUGUUUCACCUGUCAUGCAAGACUUGUUCGUUGUAGAAGAUUACAAGAACAGGCUGUUGAGUCAAAAGCAGUUCUGGAGCAGUUACUUGCAGGAGAGUCCAUGGUAUUAUCUGUUCCAUUCAUUAAAACCUACUACCUAAACCUAUUUGCCAUGCUUAGCAGGUUGGUAACCACAGUGAAUAUUAGUCUGAGUUGUUAUCAGGAAAAUGCUGCCACCCAACUCCUGUUUAUGUUUCCCUUUGUCGUCUCUUACGACCGCCGUCCCGUGGGUAGGUAUAUAAGCUAGUGGAUAUUCUUACACUGUCACUACACGUCCACGGUAUUAUAUUUCUUAUUAAUAAAAGUUCACUGCUUGAAGAGUCAUUACGUGGUGUAGCCUCCAUGACAGUAUAUAUUAGUGUUAAGUAGAAUAAGUUUAAUAGUAUAAUUAAAGACUUAGUAUCAACAACACAUCACUCUCAUUUAACACUUUUAAAACAUUACAUGGCGACCCUGCCAGGCGGUGUGCUGCUACAAUGCACGCGCACCGCUGGGCCUAUUUAAUAUUAAAAAGCAUAUAUAAAUAUUAUUAAAUUAAAGUGAAACAAUUGAUAAAAAAAUAUUAUAAGGGAAUAGACACAAUACCAAAUGUGACGAAAAAUAAAUAAAUAGAAUACAAGAAGAGGCCACAAUAAUUAUUCAAUAGAAGCUCUCUGAAAAUUAAAUGUAAUAUUAAGACAACUAACCAAGAAAGAGGAAAAUAAUUUAUGGAUUUUUUUAUAUAAUGACCAAAUACCAAAAUUAUUCAAGAAAUAGCAGAUUAAUUUUAAAAGGAAAGAAGCAGUUGUAAUCUUGAAAGCUUCGUCCAGAAUCAGAAGAAUGUCAAAAUAGAGCCAAGAAGAACAAAGAAAAAAAUAUGUUUAUAUUUUUAAUAUUUUGUAUUUAACAUAAUAUGGUAAAGUCGAGUUUAUUAAUCAGAUACUCCACGAUUUAAUUGAUAUUUUUAUAUCUUUCUUAGUGUAUCUAAAGAAAAAUCAUAAUGCAAUAUUAAAAAUUAAGUUCCCGUUUUAAGCACUCGUAUCAUGUUUUUAGGCACAAGACGAUUUUAUAUUAAAUUUCAUUCAGUUACAUAUAGUUUUAUAUUAUUUUUAUUACUGUGUCUUGAAAAAACGAAUGAAAUAAUAUACUAGAUUACAUUUUUACGUACUUAAAUUAGUAUGGUUUGGUCAUUUAGAUAUUAUUCUUUAAUUAAGUUUAGAAUAGUUUUUAGGUUUGAUAAAAAAUAGAUAACUUUAUUUUUUAUUUUGUCGGAUGGAAGUGUAGUGUAGCCUCCACAACAGUAUAAUAUAUUAGUGUUAAGUAGAAUAAGUUUAAUAGUACAAUUAAAGACUUGUAUCAACAACAUGUCUCUCUCUCAUCUAACACUUUUAAAACAUUACAGAAGUAUUUGCCUUAAUCAUCACUUGGCAGGCACCUUGAUGAUCACUAUCUGUCUUGCGCCUUCUAUGCUGCUUCCCGUUGCCAUAUGGGAGAAUGUUUUUUCUAUUGCAAAGUUAAGUUUAUCCUUCAAUCCAACUUACUUUUUUGUUAGAACAAUGUUCUAUAUUUUACAAAUUACAGUAAGUUGAGUAUUUGUUUUUACAAAAAUAAUUAGCUAACUGUUUAUGCUGUUAUAUAUUACUCUAUUGUAUAUAAACGAAAUAUUAUCUAUAUGUAAUAUUUCUCAGUAAACAAAGAUAGAUCUCUGUCAAUUUACGACAUUCGUGAAUCUAAUUGGAAAAAUUGUUGAGACUAUCUCGGGAUGGCUGAACUAUAUACAUUCUUAUGCAAGUUUAUUCAGAACCCUCACUUUGUCCGGUUUUUAUUAUUUUUGGAGUUGUUGUCAGAAAGAUGCUGCUGCCCAUCUACUGUUUCAGUUUCCCUCUGUCCCUUUUUAUGACAUCUGCGGGAUGAUAUGCUAGUAUGGAUUCUCCUAUGGCAUCACUACACUGGCUUUAUCUCUUAUUUAAAAAAAGGAUUUGGUUUCAGUCAAUACCAAAACCGCAUGAGGCUAGAGAUAAGAUUCAGUUCACACCAAUUAGUCAUAUAGAUAUCAGGCCAGUAGAGUGUGAUAUAGAUAAUGAUUGUAAGAACGAAAAGUUUAGCCUUGAAUCUGUUAAAGUUGAGGAAGAGAAUUUCGAAAAUGAGAAUUCCAAAUUUGAAGAAAGUGGGAAUCAUGAAACAGGUAAGAUAUACACAUUUUGUGAUAUUAUUAAAAUAAACCUACAAGUUACCUAAUGGCAAGUGGUUACUGUAGCCCAUGGACACAAAAUAAUAUUAUAGUGACAUAUUGGGGUGGAUUAGGCCGUGUGUUCCAGACGGGUACCAAUUUACUCGACAAGGCGCUUUUAAUGCGAACAUUACGCAUUCUUAAUAGAAUGGCUGAAGACAUUGACCUAUUCUGUUGCGCCUUGAGUGAAUUCACUAGGGUAAGAUUGUUUACAAUUUGUUACUGUUAAUGACCACAUUUUUGUUCUGCAUGAAAAGAACUACACUGUCGCAUUAGGUUAUUCCUGUCAUGAUAGUUGUUAUUUUAAAUUAAUAAAUAAUUGUCAACGUAAAAUAAUGAGCUAUAUAUAUUAAAAAUAUUUUGAUCCUUUAUAAAUGCAGCCAGUAUGUAUGUCACUUAAGAUGGAUUAAUUUCAUAGGAAUUAAUGAUAUACUUACAACUGGUAAGCACGUUUUAUACGUGGUGAGCCAUGCUGCAUGCUAUAUUAGUACUAUAGUUGUAGCAUGAAUGGGUCGGCUCAGCCGGGGAAGGACCACGCUCUCACAGAAUACCAGCGUAAAAUAGCAGCUCAAUGCUGCUGUGUUUCGUAUGGUGAGUGUAGAGAACCGGAGACCCUUUUUACUGAAAAAAAAAGGCAUUCCAACUUAGUCCUCACGGGUGACAACGCAUCUGCAUUUUGAUUCGCAAACGAGGAUAAAUGUAGAUGUCUAUGGGCCACAGCAACCAUUUAACAUCAGGUGGACUGUGUGCUCGUUUGUCACCCUAUCCUAUAAAAAAAGCAACUUGUCUUUGCUAAUUUCUUUAGGAAUGCCACAAAGCACGGGCUUUAGCCAUCUACUUUCUGCAUGUCUUACCAGGUCGUCACUCCAUCUAGUGGGGGACUGCCUUAUACUUAGUCUACCGGUACGAGGCUACCACUCGAGAAUCUUUCUUCCCCAUCGGUUGUCAGUUCUUCGGCCCAUUGCCACUUCAGCUUAUUACACUUAGUUUAUGAAACAUGCAGUAUGGUAAUGAAAAUGGGUGGCUCAGGACCAUAAGCUUUGUGAUGGACUGUAAUGAUCUAGUCGCUUGAAAAAAUAUCAAUUAUUAUUUUAUAUAUUGAGUCAGAAUCUGUUUCAUUCUAGAGAGUGCUGAAAAACAAGAAGACUUGGAGAUUGAUGCUUUUGAAGAUGGACAUACAGAUUUGGAGGACGACUUGCCACUAAUUGCAUUUGGUUCACAGGGUAAAAAAGAUGACGAUGACAUUGGUAAAUGAAUUUAUGUUAAAAAACAUGUAUCAAAAAAAUAAAAAAAUCACCACAAAUUCGUCUUGCAUCAUGUAGUUGGAGAUGUACUAUAAAUACAAAAUUUUGUUUUUUAAUUGCUUUAGUCACAUCAAGGUUCCACAAUAAAAUAUCGUGCACCCAGCGAAGGGAGCGGUUAUCAGCUAGUGUUUAAUAUAAUGGAAUUUCGCAAUGUAACGCCUGAUUCUAUUAAUAAUCUUUUUGUCUUGCCUUACUACGCGGUCGAAGGCACCUCUGCCGAUUUUUAACAUCCUUCGUGUCGCAAAGACACGCCGACGCGACGCCUGAUAACAACGACAUACUAACCUAAUAAUAUAAUAUCAACUACGUAGUGAUAUUAAUAAUGUAUAAUAGUAAUUCAAUAAUGUUAAUGUUAAUAAUGAAUUUAAUGUUAAGGUCAAUUUUACUUUCAAAGUCAUAUAUUUUAAUUUGCAUGUUUAAUUUUUAACUAUGAAAUGAUAAAUUAUGUAUAUUGUGUUGGCAAUAAAGGCUUAAAUGUAAGUGUAAGUAUUCAAAUGAAUGUACAUCUCGAGAAUCGUAGCCUAUUUAUUUAGACGUUUGGCGCGUAAAAAAUAAAAUGGCCUAGCGCUUGACGGGUUAGCAAAAAUCAAUAUUUAAGGUUAACUGAGAGGUGUAGCCUAAUGCUAUAUUAUUCCUAUACUAUUCCUCAUGAAGAAAACCAUUCCACUAUAUUAUAUUAGUAUAGGUUACAAAGUUAUAAUGCAGUUGUUGUAUUAUGUUCAUGUUAUUUUUAUGUUUAUGUCAUAUUCUCUUACUCCUUUGGUGUCGUUCCAAGCUUAUGGAAGACAGCGUUAGUGCAUUCGAUUCCUAAAAAAGGCUGGGACCUAUCCAACUACAGGCCUAUCGCCGUCACCUCCUUGUUCUCCAAAAUAAUGGAAUCCAUUAUUAACUGCCAGCUCACGCGGUACCUUGAAGAGAAUAAGCUGAUUAGUGACCUUCAAUACGGUUUCCGUCGAAGCUGUUAGGAUCGAUAGGACGUGUAUGUGUGUAUAAAUACACACAUACACGCUUACAAAAUUAACUAUUUUAUGGGUGCCGGUGGAGACCGCACCUGGGUUGCUAGCGUACUGUGAAAUUUUACGGCAAACCCCUAGCCCCCGAGCUACCGGGCGUAGUUUUGAAUCUUUGUAUGGCCUACAAAUAAUUCCUCUAUCUUAAUUUUCCCCUAAACUUUCACUGCUGAACAUGCAAGGAUCUCUCCCGGUGUAGGGAGGAUUUGCCUUGAGCGUCACGCUUGGCACAGGAUUGACGAUGGCAGAACCAGACGUGAGCAGCUCUGGCAAUGUUGCCUGGCGCCGGUCUGGAUAUUUUACAUCUGAAGUAAACGAGGUGGUUAUACCAGCAUCUGUCGGAAGCCAUCAGAUUUUUCUGGCAAACCCAUAGUCGCCUCUUACGAAACCCACGGGACAAAAUGUGAUGAUGAAUUCUCUUAUGCCGCACUUAUACGCCAACUUUGACUGUACUGUGUGUAUAACACUAGUUCUGUGGAGUUGUGAAAAAAGUGGAAUUCGAAACAGCGAUUAUUAGAUUAAUGAAAUUCUAACAUGGUCAGAAGAAUCAUUCUUUCCCUCCAAAAAUGAUUAUGAGAGACAUUAUUCGGAGUAAUUGGAUAAAAUACUUAAUAUCUAGCAACGUAAUUUAGUAUAAUUAUCUAAAAUAAUAUAAUUUCUCUAUUUCUCCCUGGGUUAACUGAUAGAGAAUGCCAUAAGGCAUAAACUCCGCCCAUUGUAAACCGUUUAAGGGGUUUUGCAAUAAACAUGCAAUAACUUACAAUAAAUAAAAAGUUUAACUUCGACAAAUAAUUUUUCAGAAAUUUCUGAAAAGAAGAUUAAAUCAAAUUCUACUGAUUAUAACAUAAACGAUGUUCGUGGAGAAAACCUCGAUUUUGAAGGCCCUCCUAUUGAAUCAAACCCUAAAAUUAAAAAAGAUAAUCAACCAAUU